Messenger RNA from Rhopalosiphum padi (bird cherry-oat aphid), 1085 nucleotides. RefSeq lists its product as uncharacterized. The record is from RefSeq and is a predicted model, not a curated record. Gene Ontology annotation, cellular component: aminoacyl-tRNA synthetase multienzyme complex. The transcript has 5 exons. Lineage: Eukaryota; Metazoa; Arthropoda; Insecta; Hemiptera; Aphididae. Bases 244 to 1047 code for a protein of 267 amino acids.
UUUGAUUUUUACCAUCAUGUACAAGCUGAAACCGGUAGUCCGUGUUCCUCUGUUGAUUGAGAAUACAUCCCGCAUGUACAAGCUCAAAGACUUACAACAGAUGUCGUUCGACGAGGUGCCGAAGAGCGAAAAGUCUGACAAGGACAAACGGAAGCCCAAUGGUGGAAUCAAAGGAUUCUUCAAAUGAAAAAAAAAGUUUGAAAUAUUAAACGUCGUGUAGUGAAAAACCAAUUCUUAUCAACAAUGUUGCACACAUUGCAGGACAAUUUAGACGAAAUUGAAUUAUCUGACCAAGAAAUUCAAGUACUCUUAGAGAAACAGAAUGAAAUUCUCAAAACAUUAGAACAACUUGAACUUAGAUUAAAUAAAUUAGAUGUUAAAUUCCCUGAUUUAAAAGAAAGUUCACCCCUUCCAAAAAAACAACAACCAACUCAGUGUAAUCUACAUAUAAAACAUGAAAGCAAUUCAAAGUCUGUAAUCAAUAAUAGUAUUGAAAAUCUGAUAAAAAAUGAUACUGUAGUGUUUGCUGAUCCAGAAGACCCACCUUAUUCUCUAUUGGCUUUACCAAUCUUGUGGCCAACAGUUGCAUGGGAUAUUACUUAUCAUUUCCAUUCAUCUGUAUCAAAAAAUUUGAAGGUAUUAGAAACAAUUAAAGCAUUCAAGAAUGUGACUUGUAAAAAUUCAAAGAGCAUUGUCAAAGUCUUUGUAAUAUGGCAACACAUUAAGCCUAGCCCUAAAGUGGUCAGAUCUCCCACAAAUUCGUCUAUCGGUGAAGUAUCAUUGUUAAGGAUGUUCAAUCAAUAUCUGGCCAUUCUACCACUGACUGCUGCUGAUCAAAUAAAAUCUGACCAGACUUUAGAUUUAAUAAAUGAAAUUGAGUAUUCGGCAAAUGAACGAAGUUCAGAACUAUACAACCUGAUCAUAGAUUCGAAUACAAAAUUGGACAUUAUAAAUAUUGUUGUAUGGUCUUUGUUGUACAAAAAAAGUAAACACCCACCAAUGAUAGAAAAAUGGUUAUCACACUUUACAAAAAUUAUAAUUGUAUAAGAAAUUGUUAAUAAAAAUAAAAUAUUUAUGUACUUAAA